This is a messenger RNA of Suillus paluster, 1187 nucleotides long. RefSeq lists its product as uncharacterized. The coding region runs from base 207 to 1034 and encodes 275 amino acids. Lineage: Eukaryota; Fungi; Basidiomycota; Agaricomycetes; Boletales; Suillaceae. The transcript is spliced from 4 exons. The record is from RefSeq and is a predicted model, not a curated record.
AGCACGUACGCGUUUCAAGGGCAUUCGGCGCGAGUUGCCACAUAGGCUGGAUGAAUUGAUGAUUUCCCACAGUGUUCAGAACGUCGUCCUCAAUCUGUGUUCUUACCUGCCAACGUCAAACGUCAGUGUUUUUCAGGUCCGCGUGUCGGAGCGCCCAGCCCAUCCCCAUACUCAACGUCUCCUCAUCACUACACCUACCAAGCAUCAUGGAAAAUUCCAAAGUCCUCGUCAUCGGUGGUUCACGAAAUAUAGGUUAUUAUUCUGCCGUCCGGCUCCUAGCUCUCGGCGCUACUGUGACGUUUCUCCUGCGCUCACCAGGAGUGUUCGACCAGGACGAAACGAUCCAGGACUACGUCAAGAAAGGCAAAGCCCGUCUUGUUCAAGGCGAUGCCCUCGUGAAGAGUGAUGUCCGCCAGGCAUGGUCUGAGGCUCAGGGAAAUGACUCAGAGCCCAGACCAGUCGACUUUCUCAUCUUCACAGUCGGCGGAACGCCCCACUUCUCACUGGCAAAAGGUUUCACAAUCAACCCCCCAAACCUCGUCACCCAAUCCCUGCUCAACGUCCUCGAAACUCUUCCAUCUCCACACCCAAAGAUUAUAACGAUCUCAAGUGCAGGCCUCACGCGCGCGUCACAUAAAUCCCUCCCCCUCCCACUCAAACCGCUCUAUAACUAUCUCCUAACCGUGCCGCAUAGAGAUAAAUGCGGUGCGGAGGAAGUUGUUGCCUAUGGCACGGGAUGGGAAUGGGAUGCGAGAGAUAGCCCGGGCGAAGAGAUUAUGGGUGCUGAUUGGAUAAAUCGGGUUCCGAGUCCUGGGGAACUGAAGAGUAUCGUUGUCGUUCGGCCUGCGUUGUUAACUGAUGGGGAAUGCCGUGCGGAGGUGAACGGGAAGGGAAGCUUGGCGUUUAGGGCGAAAGAAGGAGAUGUAGACUGUGGUUGGACGGUGUCGAGGAGGGAUGUGGCGUAUUUUGUUGUGGAGGGUGUGGUUAAACAUUGGGAGGAGUGGGAGGGGAGACGUGUGAGUAUUGCAUAUUGAUGAUGUUUUUGAGGAUUUUUUUCGUUGCGUUCCCGAUAUCCAGGUAGGUAUAUAAUAUUGAUGUACUGCAGGGGAGGCAGUAUUGGAUCAUGAAGAAUCAGAAGUGGCGGUGACCCCUACUCAAAAGCGACAUUAGCAACAAUUGCAGAUUCU